UUUUUUCUUUUAUGCAUGGUGGUUCACUGGCUAAAGACCGAGGUGACUGCGGCAGAGAGGCAGCCAGAGAGGCGGCGACUGCGGCAGAGAGGCGGCAGCUAUCGUCAAGAGUCGGCGGCAGAGAGUCGGCGGCAGAGAGUCGGCGGCAGAGAGUCGGCGGCAGAGAGUCGGCGGCAGAGAGUCGGCGGCAGAGAGUCGGCGGCAGAGAGUCGGCGGCAGAGAGUCGGCGGCAGAGAGUCGGCGGCAGAGAGUCGGCGGCAGAGAGUCGGCGGCAGAGAGUCGGCGGCAGAGAGUCGGCGGCAGAGAGUCGGCGGCAGAGGCAGAGAGGCGUUUGGCUAUCGUCCAGAGAGUCGGCGGCAGAGAGUCGGCGGCAGAGGCAGAUCGGCGGCAGAGAGUCGGCGGCAGAGGCAGAGAGUCGGCAUGCCGCGACCGAAGAAGAGGGCGACGAUAGCCAAACGUCUUUAUGCUCAGAGAUGUGCAAAUACAGAGGUUACGCUGAAUCCUCUUAAAAAAAAUGAUGCAUUGUUGUCACCAAAAGCUGGCAGCAUUGAAAACCCUUGCAAACUCGCAUCAGUAAAUGCAUCAGUAAACCUUGCAAACUUGCAUCUGUCACCUAAGCAAACCCUUGAAAACCCUUGCAAACCCUUGAAAACCCUUGAAAACCCUUGCAAACCUUUGAAAACCCUUGAAAACCCUUGCAAACCCUUGAAAACCCUUGAAAACCCUUGCAAACCCUUGAAAACCCUUGAAAACCCUUGCAAACCCUUGAAAACCCUUGAAAACCCUUGCAAACCCUUGAAAACCCUUGAAAACUCAGAAAAAAAAGAAAAAGUGCUUACAAAUAUACAUGAAAUUUCUGUGAAUACUUUACCUGCAUAUUGUGAUUUUUCACAGCAAUCAGUGCAGAAAGGUUCUCUUGGUCAAGCAGUUGGCAGCAGUUUUCCACGGUCUUCCGGUAAAGCCCUUUACAGUGAAGUUGUAAAACGCCCUUCCAAGGUAUGUGAAUCAGUCAAGACUGAGGUAAGGACAUGUGAUUUUCAAGUAGACUCAGGCAAGCUCGGUCGACCCCAGAUGAGGUACCCAAUGAAAAGCAAAUCAAAACCCAUGCAAUCUGAACAAAACAUUCCUGCAAUUUGCCAUGAAAGUGCUUUGGGUGUUUGUUCUGAUUUUCCCCAGAAAUCCAUGCUAAGAGGAUCUUUUGAUCAAGCUGAUGCCCGCUUUGGAGAUUCACGCAACAGGCAGUGUGGAGCAAUCAGUCUGACAGCGGUGUUGAAAAGCAAGCUGAAGAAUGUGCUGACGUGGUCAACACCAGAUCUGGACGGUGUCUUGGUUGCAGGAACACGUCUUUACGAGUCUCUAAGAAAACAUGGUAACAUAAAAGAUAGAGAAGUCAAGGGUAGGAAUUACAUUGCAGUCCAUGAAUUACCGAGGAGACACAUGUUGGGUAAUACUACAUUUUCCAUCGAGUACGCUCCGUCUCUGACUGGUUUUGUUAAUGUCAAUGAGUACCACGAGUAUGACCAAGCCAUAAGCGCUGUAGCCAUGCCACUUGAUGUAGCCCUUCAGCAAACUCUACUGAGUGCUGAUGCUUUCUUGUUAACCAUUUGUGCCAACACAUCUGCAGUUAUUAAGCAGGGGUCAUGGUAUGCAGUCGUUGACUCUCAUGCCAUCAGGACAGACACAAGUUGUGUAGUCUAUCACCGUACCAUAGAGUCUCUGUACGACUAUAUCAAUGACAUGGCACAGUUGUUUGGGGUACCUGAGCCACCAUUUGAGAUAACUGGAGUUUUGGUUCAUGCAGAUGCAGAAGUGUCUGAUCCGCUGCAAGAAGCAGGCAGCAGCAGUUUCCCAUGCUCUUCCGGUAAAGCCCUCUACAGUGAUGUCUUAAAACGCAUACCAAAGGUACGUGAAUCUGUGAAGACUGAGCCAAAGACCCCUGAUUAUCCAGUACCUGUGGAUGAAGUUGCAGAUGUGAGAAACCCUAACCUUCCAACACAGACAGCCUCUAAUGUGUUGCCAAGUAAAGGUAAAAGAUUGAGGAAAGAAAAGCACAUUGAGCUGUCAGGUAAACGGGUUACAAAAUCCCACGCUGAAACUGUUAUAACCGAUGAUUUGAUGAUCACUGAUGUUUCAGUUCCAGAUGUCUUUUUUUCUCCCUUAACACAUAAUGAGAAGCAAGUUUUAUGUGAGCUCAUACAAAUGUCCAAUGAUAACAGUGACCAUAAUGUCAUAAACUUUGGUCCCAUUUCAGCUCCGUGUCAGACAAAGGCCAUUAAACCAGAUGGCAACUGUUUUUUCAGAUCGUUGGCACAUGCGAUAUGUGGAAGCGAAGAGAAACACUUGAAGGUUCGCCGUGCAGUUGUGAAACAUCUGAAGAUGAAUACUCCACUGUUUGAGAGGUAUGUGAGAAGUGAGUAUUCUUCAGCAGAGGAUUAUCUGACACGAUCUAGAAUGUUUUAUUCUGGCUCAUGGGUAACAGAAAUUGACAUAUUUGUUGCGGCCGAUCUUUUCAAAACCACCAUAAUGACUUUUAAUGACAGCCGAUGGAAUGCGCACAAACCUACUGGAGAGGUAUCCACUCAGAAUGCAAUUUAUCUGAAACACUGUAACCGUAAUCAUUAUGAAGUUGUGACAUGUGUUAAGCACCGAGAUCGAGAUGCUGUUUGUGCAGGAGCAUGUGGAAAUGCGGUGUCAAAUGAGGUCAGCAAACCAUGUCUGCGUAAGAGAAAGGUAAGCGAUGUCGCAGAAUGUUGUCCCUCCAAAAGGCAUCGGGAGAGAUAUCGCAACGACAGUGAGUACAGAAAAAAACAACUGAAGUACAAGAAGUCAAAAUAUGGUAACGACCCUGAUUACAGACAAAACAUAAUUGAGCAUGCCAAAACAAAAUAUUGUGAUGACACCGUUUACAGGGGCGAAAAAAUGGAGUAUGAUAAAGAAAAAUAUAUGAGGGAUAGAUAUUACAGAGAGAAAAAAAGAGAAAUUCUUCGUGAUAAAUAUCUAAAAAAUGUUGAUGUUCGUUUAUCAAAGUGUCAACGUUCUAAGGCCAAGUAUUUGACCAAUAUUCAGUUCCAAAAACGUGUUUGCCAGUAUUCUAGAUUGAAAUAUAAAUAUAAUGUCUCUUUUCAGGCAAGUGUAUGUGAGUACUCAAAGAAAAAAUAUCUGCAAGACCUGGCCUUCAAAGCAAGAGCGCGUGAGUAUUCAAAGAAAAAAUAUCUGCAAGACCUGGCCUUCAAAGCAAGAGCGCGUGAGUAUUCAAAGAAAAAAUAUCUGCAAGACCUGGCCUUCAAAGCAAGAGCGUGUGAGUAUUCAAAGAAAAAAUAUCUGCAAGACCUGGCCUUCAAAGCAAGAGUGCGUGAGUAUUCAAAGAAAAAAUAUCUGCAAGACCUGGCCUUCAAAGCAAGAGUGCGUGAGUAUUCAAAGAAAAAAUAUCUGCAAAACCUAGCCUUCAAAGCAAGAGUGCGUGAGUAUUCUGUGAUGAAAUACCAUAAAGAAAUGAACUUCCGUGUGCUUACAAUACAAAAAGGUUGUGAAAAAUAUGCAAGAAAGAAGGAACAACAAGACAUUGAUGUUGCUAUUGGUCAUUUUAGACAAGAAAUUAGUAGUGGUCCAGAGUUUGUGUGCUCUGUCUGUCACCGUUUACUUUUCAGAAAGCAGGUUGUUGAAUGUAGAAGACAAUGCUAUGAAGACAAAGGUGUAAAAAUCGCUGCUUUGGGAAGAAGAUGCAUCACAACCAGGUAUGUUCAUGUCUGUGAUCAAAAGUGUGAAGGAUCUUCUGCUCGUUCCUCAGGAUGCAAAUUAUGGAUUUGUCUAACGUGUCAUCGAAAAAUCCUUUGUGGACAACUGCCCGAAGAGAGCGUUGCAAACAACAUGCAUUUAGUGGAUGUUCCAAAUCAACUGAAGUGCCUCAACUCUUUGGAACAACAUCUCAUUGCACGUAACAUUCCUUUUAUGAAAUUACUGUGCCUUCCUCGUGGUAAACAACAUGGAUGCCAUGGCCCUGUAGUGUGCGUCCCAGUUAAUGCCACAGAUGUGUCCAAUAUCCUUCCACGAAAUGAAUGUGACGACAAGAUGAUAAGGAUCAAACUGAAACGCAAGUUGACCUACAAAGGGCAUUAUGAGUACAAGUAUGUACACACUGAUCGUGUUAGAAAUGCUCUGAAAUAUUUAAUCCGGUUCAAUAAGUGGUUCAGUGAUGUGGAGAUUAAUCGGCAGUGGAUCAACUCUUUGAAUGAACCCGAAGAAAAUGUUGUAGAUGAAAUGGAGCAACAAGACGUAGUUGAAAAGAUUGAUGACGAAAAUGACCUUGAUGAACAGCAAGAGGAAGACCUUACCUACAUCAAAGAGCAAAGUGGUCUUUUGUCAGAUACGUCAUUGCAACCUGUGGACAUCGGUUCAGAAGUAAUUGAUCAGCAUUUCCAGGAUGUAUUAAAUCUGGCACCUGCUGAAGGUAACAGUCCUGUUAGUUUGUUAUCUGAUAGGUCUAACGAAGCAAAAUGUUUCCCUGUUCUGUAUCCAACCGGUGGUCCGACAUUUCAUGAUAAGAGGGAGGUAAAAAUAACAUUGUCGAGAUACUUGAAUGCAAGAAUCCUCAAUGCAGAUGGACGUUUUGCACGAAGCACAGACUUCAUUUUCUAUGCGCAGUAUCUGUCGGAGAUUGAUCAAGUUGUAUCCAAUGUUUCAAUCGCUUUGCGCAAAGGAUCUGAGAAGAGUUUGUUGACUGAAGUGACAUCAGAUGUGCUAACAAAACCAGACUCGUUAUCUAAAAUCUUGAAUUUUGAUGAAGGAUACAAGUUUUUGAGACCAAUCCGUGGAACACCUCCAUAUUGGCAGUCUACUCAAAAGGACCUUUUUGCACUUGUAAGACAGCUAGGUAUUCCAACUUUCUUUGCAUCCUUUAGUUCUGCGGAUCUCAGAUGGCCAGAAAUGAUUAGUACCAUAAUCAAACAAGAAGGGAAAAAUCUGAAAGCAGAUGAACUUGACUGGUCUGAAAAAUGUGGAUUGAUUAGACGAAACCCAGUGACUGCUGCAAGAAUGUUUGAUCAUAGAUGGCAUUGUUUUCUGAGAGAUGUAAUCAUGUCUUCAGCUCAACCGAUCGGUAAGAUAGUAGAUUACUUUUAUCGGGUAGAGUUUCAACAGCGUGGAUCUCCUCAUGUUCACUGUCUGUUUUGGGUUGAAAAUGCCCCAACGUUAAAAGAAGACAAUGAAGAAAACGAUGGUUUGGUUGCUAGUUUCAUUGAUCGUUACAUCACUUGUGAGACCCCAAGCGAGGAUGAAACUGAACUGUUUGAGACUGUCAACGGUGUUCAGAAGCACAGUGUCAGACAUUCAAAGACGUGUCGUAAGAAAAAGACAGUUUGCAGAUUUAAUUUUCCACGACCCCCAUCAAGCCGUACCUUUAUUACAAGAGGUGGUAGUCGAGACGAUUUGAAAAGCUGUGAUGGAAAAGAUACUGCACGUACAGUUUUAGAAAGAGUGAAAAAGGCUUUAACAGCUUCUGAUAUGGAUUAUGACUCUACUGAUGCAUUUUUUGAGUCCAUUGGUAUUAACCAAGCUCUCUUUGAGAAGGUGUAUGCGCAGUGUUCCAAAAAGAAAUCCGUUGUCCUUAAAAGAAGUCCGAAAGACGUCUGGGUGAACCAGUAUAAUAAACAUUUACUGCGUGCCUGGCAAGGCAACAUGGAUAUCCAGUACGUCACUGAUGCUUACUCCGUAGUGGUUUACAUUAUCAGUUACAUCACAAAAGCAGAACAAGAAAUGGGAUUGUUGCUGCAACGUGCGCAAAAUGAAGCCAUGAAUGGAAACCUUGAAGUGAGAUCAUCACUGAAGAUGCUUGGUAGUGUAUAUCUUCACAACAGAGAAGUUUCUGCUCAAGAGGCUGUGUAUCGUCUGACCGGUAUGCACUUGAAGGAAUGUUCUCGUAAAGUCCAGUUUAUUCCAAUUGGAUUGAAUCCUGUAAAGAUGAGUUUGCCUCUUCGUGUCAUCAAAAACAAAGUUGAUCAGUCUGGUGAAGAAGCUAGCUUUUGGAUGACUAGUCUGGUUGACCGAUACAAGAAUAGGCCAAACACGGAAGAGUUUGAGACCCAAUGUCUUGCAAGUUUUUGCUCUGAAAACAGGAUCUUGUCAAAAUCGGAGGUUUCUUCACAAAAAAAGUCUUCUGAAGACAAGGUGAUCAAGCUUAACAACGACUGUGGUUAUAUGAUGAAGAGAACUCGAACUGACCCUGCUGUUGUUCGAUAUCCGAGAUUUUCUCCCAAAAAAGAUCCAGAAAAGUACUUUCAUUCAUUGUUGCAACUUUUCUUGCCACAUUAUGAAGAUUGUCAGCUCAAGCCUGAGAGUUUUAGCACUUAUGAGGAAUUCUACAACAGUGGUGCUGUGAAAUGUGGGAGAAAUGUGACUCCAGUCAAAUGUAUUGUUGAUGCUAAUCGAGCACUCUUUGAAAAGGAAAGUGACAAAAUUGAUCGAGCUCAACAGCUUUUGGAGCAAGGUGUUGAUUUGGAAGAUGCUUGGGCUGCGUUAUGUCCUGAAACUGAAAAGGAACGUCACGAGUGCUUAGAACUAAGGAAGAGUAAUACAAUUCCUGAUGAAGAUGAUUCUGAGUGUUCUAUUCCAGAUCUUGUAGCGAACCCUCGAACUCCAUACGGUAUUGAAACCAAUCAGGCUGGAAUGUCUAGAGAAGAGGCAUUAUGUUUACUGCGAUCAUUAAAUGCACAACAAUGUGCAAUCUUUUACAAAGUGCGGAAAUGGUGUUUAGAGAAACUUCUUGGUGAAAACCCUGAACCAUUUCACUUGUUUGUCACUGGUGGAGCAGGCACAGGCAAGAGUCAUUUAAUCAAAGCGAUCUACUAUGAAUCUUCCAGACUUUUAUCUCAGCUGUCCGAAAACCCUGAUGAUAGAAGUGUGAUUUUAACUGCGUCAACCGGAGUGGCCAGUUUUCAAAUUGGUGCUUCUACAAUCCAUAAUACCUUUUCCAUAGGUGCUAAUGUCAAACUGCCAUAUCAGCCCCUAAGUGAUGACAAAAUCAAUUCACUGCGUGCAAAACUUGGAGGUUUGCAGAUUCUGAUCAUUGAUGAGGUGUCUAUGGUUGACCAUCACCUUUUGUCUUAUGUUCAUGGUAGAUUGAGACAAAUUAAGCAAACUGGUGACUACUCAAUUUUUGGAAGAGUCAGUUUGGUCUGUGUUGGUGAUUUUUAUCAGCUACCGCCAGUCAAGGGAAUUCCCCUGUACGUUGAUCCAAAAGGAGUGAAUCUUUGGGACACCAACUUUGAAAUUGCUGAACUAACACAAGUUGUCAGGCAACAAGAUGCAUCUUUUGCUGAAAUGUUAAAUCGUCUGAGAGUUCAUAAAAAGAACGAAACUCUAAGCCCAAAUGACAUCGACAUGUUGAAGCAACGUGAAACUGGUGAAGAAUGCGAUGCUAUUCAUAUAUUCCCUACAAAUGCUCAGGUUGAUGAGUACAAUAUACAGAAACUUAAUGAGCAUUGUCCUGAGGCAAUCACUAUUCACGCUAGAGACUUUGCUAGAAAUCCAGAAACUGGAAGAAUAGAAAGGAAAGUUGGAUUUCAUGCAAAAGUUUUCAACUCGUGUUUGGACAAAUGUGUUUCCUUGGGUGUUGGUGCCAGAGUAAUGCUUAGGAAAAAUGUUGAUGUUUCUGAUGGACUUGUCAAUGGAGCCUGUGGCACAGUUGUCCACAUAAGCAGAAAACAAAGACGUGAUGAUGAUGAAGAUGAUGACUUCCCAUCAGCUAUCCAUGUUGAAUUUGAUGAUCCAAAUGUUGGUAAAGUUCAGAGAUCGAAGCUGCGACAGAAAUUUUCUCCAAAUUCGACUGUUAUUGAAGUGGAAGAAGAUCAAGUCUCAAACGAUGGUGGUUUAAGACGUCAGUUUCCACUUAAAUUGGCAUGGGCAUGCACCGUUCAUAAAGUGCAAGGACUCACAGUAGAUCAAGCGGUCGUCUCACUUGACAAGGUAUUUUCUCCGGGACAAGCAUAUGUUGCACUGAGUCGUGUGAGAACCCUCGAUGGACUAAUAAUUAAUAACUUCAAAGACUCUGUCAUAUAUUGUAAUGAGAAAAUUGACUCCGCUAUGAAAAACAUGCCCCGACUUGCUUUAGAAAAUUACAGUUUUGUAAAGACACCUGGCGUGUUUACAAUUGCUCUUCAUAAUGUACAAAGUCUUCGAGCUCAUGUUCAAGAUCUUCAAGUUCACAGACAGAUAAUGAAUGCAGAUUGCAUCUGUUUAACUGAAACGUGGCUAAAAGUUGAAGACCAAGUACAGAUUCCAGGAUUUGUUUUUAAGAGCAAUCCAAGAGCUAAAUGUUAUGACAACAGUACUCCACUUUUCACUGAUUUAAAACAACAAAGAGGAGGUGGAGUUGGACUAUUCUGUUGUGAAAACAUUCAUUUUAAUGUCAGGGUUCCAGAACCUUGUAACUUGGAAUGUCUAUACUUUGCAGUUCCACAUCUAAGUUUGAAUGCUGCUUUGCUGUACAGACCUAAUUCAUAUCCACUUAAUCUGUUUCGACAAAAUAUGUUGCAUGUUAUUGAUGAGCUGGAGAAACAGUCAGGAAAGAAAGUGAUUAUGGGAGACUUCAAUGAGGACAUCUUGACAUCAUCUACAAUUGGUACACUAAUGGAACUACAUGGAUACAGUCAACAUGUGCAACACCCUACCACUGAAAAAGCUUCCAACUGGCAUACAACUGCAGGGCAAGUGUACAACUGGAGACGCGCUAUCCUGAGAUUCCAACAUGGUCAGAGUCCAGUUAAUCCAGCCUGUAAUUCAAACAAGUGAUCAUCAUUUUCAAACCAACAUCUCCCAUAAUUGCUCUUCUUUCUUGAGCUAGUAAGCUUCACCCAGCCAAGUCAUUCUAAGCCAUCCAAAUCAUAAUGGAUGCUUCCAAACAUUAUAGGAAGCAUCCACAAAGACUGCCUGCAUCCAUCCAUUUGUCUCCUAAUAUCACAAUUAAGUCAAUAGAACAACACAAAAUUGAUUUCUGCAAUACGCUACAUAUUUGAAACUUCCUCCUUAUCCUAUAUUUGAUUUUUCUACGCCAUGAACUGUUUUUAUGAAGAGGCACACAACCAAUCAAAAGGUUUGUGCAUCAAAACCCAAUAUCUCCUGUCCACUACUCCCAAAAGAUUUCUGCAAUUUACUACACAUCAAACUUCCUUCUCCAAUAUGACUCUCAGCCCCAUGAACUGUUUUUAUGAAGAGGCACACAACCAAUAAAAAGGUUUGUACAUGAAAACCCAAUUUCUACGAUCCACUACUCCAAAAAGAUUUCUACAAUAUUCAAACUUCUCCAUUAUAUGAUUCUCUGCUCCAUGAACUGUAUUUUAUGAAACUGCACAAAACCGAUAAAAAGUUUUGUGCAGAACAAGUCAAUAACUACUGUCCACUACUCCCAAAAGAUUUUUGCAAUGCAUUACAUAUGUGAAACUUCCGCUUAUCCAUUAUGAUUCUCUGCUCCAAGAAACUGUUUUUAUGAAGAGGCACACAACCAAUCAAAGGGUUUGUGUAUGAAAACCCAAUAUCUACUGUCCACUGUUCCCAAAAGAUUUCUACAAUAUGCUACACUUAAAACUUCUCCAUUAUAUGAUUCUCUGCUCCAUGAACUGUAUUUUAUGAAGCUGCACAAAACCGAUAAAAAGUUUUGUGCAGAACAAGUCCGUAACUACUGCCCACUACUCCCAAAAGAUUUCUGCAAUGCGCUACAUAUGUGAAACUUCCUCUUUAUUCAUUCUGAUUCUCCACUCCAUGAACUGUUUUUAUGAAGAGGCACACAACCAAUAAAAAGGUUUGUGCAACACGUUACACUUCAAACGUCCGUCUUAUCCAUUAUGAUUCUCUGCUUCCUGAACUAUUUUUAUGAAGAGGCACACAACCAAUAAAAAGGUUUGUGCAUGAAAACCCAAUAUCCAUUGUCCACUGUUCCCAAAAGAUUUCUGCAAUACGCUACAUAUGUGAAACUUCCUCCUUAUCCAUUCUGAUUCUCCGCUCCAAGAAACUGUUUUUAUGAAGAGGCACACAACCAAUAAAAAGGUUUGUGUAUGAAAACCCAAUUUCUACGAUCCACUACUCCAAAAAGAUUUUUUACAAUAUGCUACACUUAAAACUUCUCCAUUAUAUGAUUCUCUGCUCCAUGAACUGUAUUUUAUGAAGCUGCACAAAACCGAUAAAAAGUUUUGUGCAGAACAAGUCCGUAACUACUGCCCACUACUCCCAAAAGAUUUCUGCAAUGCGCUACAUAUGUGAAACUUCCUCCUUAUUCAUUCUGAUUCUCCACUCCAUGAACUGUUUUUAUGAAGAGGCACACAACCAAUAAAAAGGUUUGUGCAACACGUUACACUUCAAACGUCCGUCUUAUCCAUUAUGAUUCUCUGCUUCCUGAACUAUUUUUAUGAAGAGGCACACAACCAAUAAAAAGGUUUGUGCAUGAAAACCCAAUAUCCAUUGUCCACUGUUCCCAAAAGAUUUCUGCAAUACGCUACAUAUGUGAAACUUCCUCCUUAUCCAUUCUGAUUCUCCGCUCCAAGAAACUGUUUUUAUGAAGAGGCACACAACCAAUAAAAAGGUUUGUGCAUGAAAACCCAAUUUCUACGAUCCACUACUCCAAAAAGAUUUCUACAAUAUUCAAACUUCUCCAUUAUAUGAUUCUCUGCUCCAUGAACUGUAUUUUAUGAAACUGCACAAAACCGAUAAAAAGUUUUGUGCAGAACAAGUCAAUAACUACUGUCCACUACUCCCAAAAGAUUUCUGCAAUGCACUACAUAUGUGAAACUUCCUCCUUAUCCAUUCUGAUUUUCCGCUCCAAGAAACUGUUUUUAUGAAGAGGCACACAACCAAUGAAAAGGUUUGUGCAACACGUUACACUUCAAACUUCUUCCUUCUCCAUUAUGAUUCUCUGCUCCAAAAAACUGUUUUUAUGAAGAGGCACACAACCAAUAAAAAGGUUUGUGCAUGAAAACCCAAUAUCUACAAUCCACUACUCCAAAAAGUGAAUACAAAAUCAUUGUUCAAGUAUCUUCAGAAAAUGUCCCGGCAAAACUCUAAACUGAUGCAGGCAGUCAAUAGUCAAAGAUAUCACAAAUGCAUAACCACAAAAGUAACAAUUCAAUAUGAAAGUUGGAUGGAUGGCUUGUAUUAUAUUUGGCCUAUGUACAGCAAACUUAAAUGCCAGCCAAAGGAGGAUGGCUUGCCCCUGCUGAGUCUGGUUCCUCCCAAGGUUUCUCCCUAUGCCUCUCUGCUGAUGAUCCUCUUCACUAAUUUAGGGAGUUUUUCCUUGCCACUGUUGCCUUCUGGCUUGCUCACUGGGGUUUUAAGGCACAAUAUUUUCAAUGUAAAGUGUUUGUAAAGAACAAUAAAUACAUGAUGUAUUAGAA
Messenger RNA from Carassius gibelio (silver crucian carp), 11375 nucleotides. RefSeq lists its product as uncharacterized. Bases 16 to 8784 code for a protein of 2922 amino acids. The record is from RefSeq and is a predicted model, not a curated record. Gene Ontology annotation, biological process: telomere maintenance; DNA repair. Gene Ontology annotation, molecular function: DNA helicase activity. The transcript is spliced from 32 exons. Lineage: Eukaryota; Metazoa; Chordata; Actinopteri; Cypriniformes; Cyprinidae.